CUCGACAUUACACUUCUCGAUUCGUUACGCAAACGAGUAUAUUAUGAAAACAAACCUCCAUAGCAAAAUUACUCGACAACAUGUUAUCAGCAAUGGUUAUCAGUGCCACAAAUAGCGUCCGUUGCAAAGAACUGUAUUCGACUGCAAAAGCUUUCUCUGCAUGAAGUCAUCCGGAAAGCUCAAAACGAAAGCUCACAGGCUCUGGCUCACAGGCACACCUCCAGAACGAGCAGACCAAACCCCCAAAACGAGCAGACCAAACCCCCAAAACGAGCAGACCAACCCCCAAAACGAGCAGAAUUUUUGUCUCCAUGGAAACUACCGAAUGGGCCAAUCAGAUUGAUGAGAAACGCCCCUAACCAACCUCCAAAACGAGCAGACCAAACCUCCAGAACGAGCAGAAUUUUUGUCUCCAUAGAAACGAAUGAAAAUAUUGCGCAAGUCUGCAUUCAGGAGCGAGGAAAUCGAACGAGAUCAGUGUUUAUUUAAUUUAUCAAGCGCAAAAAUUAUUAUGCGACUGUACAAAUUUACAACAGGACUGCGAUCUGAAAAAUAUAAUCUCACUGCAUUUAAUUAGUGCGAAAUUUUUACGUUAGUCGCGUGAUCGGUGUGACUACCCCUAGAUCCGCCCCUGGCCACUGCUGGCUAAAUAAAAUGGCGAAUGCUUCAACAUGCAGUGGUUCUGUAGAUGAUGUCAAAGAUCUUCUCACUUGCUCGUUGUGCUCAAAUAUUCUACAUGAUCCAAGAAGCUUGAAUUGUCUUCAUAACUUCUGUAAAGGAUGUUUGGAAAAGUAUGUUGGACGUCUCCGUGGUAGUGAUCAAAGCAUCCACACAUUUCCAUGCCCUAAAUGUCGUUUAAAGUUUAUGUUCAAGACACAACAAGAUUUCUCCGAAAUGACCAGUAAUUGCUUCAUCAGGAAUUUGCUUGAGAUUAUGGUUAUUCAACAAAAGGCCAAAAGUUCUACUGAAUGUUUUCGCUGCAAAGAUCUUGCUAUUAAACACUGCUCAUCAUGUGAAAUCUUCAUGUGUGAGAAAUGUUCACAAUUGCAUGACAUCUGGCCAGCUCAUAAGAAUCACAAUGUUUUAUCAGUACAACGACUAAGUGAUCCUGAGAGUCAAAUGAAAAUGAGAAGGAAGCUUCACUGCAUGAAACACAAGGACAAAGUGCUGGAUUAUUUCUGUGAAAGUUGUAAGGAACUUUGCUGUAUUGACUGUGUCGUAUUAAAUCAUCAGAAAUCUGAUCAUUUGUGCGUGGCUAUGAGUGAAGUUGCACAGAAACAAAAAGAAAUACUCUUUGAAUAA
Molecule: messenger RNA, 1302 nt
Organism: Dendronephthya gigantea
Lineage: Eukaryota; Metazoa; Cnidaria; Anthozoa; Malacalcyonacea; Nephtheidae
Product: E3 ubiquitin-protein ligase TRIM33-like
Exons: 3
Coding region: 655-1302 (215 amino acids)
Biological process (GO): positive regulation of DNA-templated transcription
Cellular component (GO): chromatin; nucleoplasm
Molecular function (GO): ubiquitin-protein transferase activity; zinc ion binding
Source: RefSeq, a predicted model, not a curated record